GCUAUAGAGGCUGCGCAUGUGUAUACGUUUAUUUGCAUUUGAGAGAAGAAAUGCAAUAAAUAUAGUUGAUUCUGUGGAUUAAGAGCAUUAAUCUAUCUGAAAAUGUCCAAACUGCAGCUGUUGAAUACGUUUCUCACCGAGCGAUUAACUGCAGCGGCUGUUGAGAUAUUUGGGGCAGUGGAAAAAACGAUAACGGAGUACCAGGAAGAAAUCUCCCGUUCAAAGGAGGAGAUCGAUCGUCUACGAAGGCAACUGCACAUCGUUACCCAACCGAAGAUAAAGUUACAUAAAGCAGAUACCCAGCAGCUCAUUCUCACUGUCCCUGAGGAGGUCCCCCUUGAGCAGCAGCACUGUGAGCAGGAGUGGACCCCUGGUCUGGGGCAGGAGGACUCAGACCCCACACAGAUUAAAGAAGAACAGGAAGAACUCAGGACCAAUCACGAGGAAGAGCAGCUUCAGGGGCUGGAGUCUGAUACCAACAUUCUAACAUGUUCUCCUCCCUUUGUGAAAAGUGACUGUGAUCAGGAUGACCCACAUAAGUCCUCCCAACUUUACCACAUACAAACUGUAGAGAACAGAGAGAGGGACUCACUACCUACCAGCACAAUUGAAGAGAUCAAAAUAGAACCCGAUGAAGAGGAUUACAGAGUAUCAGAACCAACCAGUGACUCUCAAACCCUCUCUGUAGUAACCCCUUACAGCUCCGUGAGCACAUUAAAUAUGAAUCAGCUAAUUGGCAAUGCAGAAUCAGACAAACCAUUUCAGUGCAAUGUGUGUGGCAAAUUCCUCAAGAGGGAAAAAAGUCUUAUCGUGCACAUGAUGGGUCAUGCAGGAGAGAAACCAUUUACAUGUCCUUUAUGUAACAAAGGCUUUGUUGCGGUCGGCACUUUAAAGACACACCUGAAACUUCACACAGGGGAAAGGCCACACCGGUGCCAUGUUUGUGGAAGAUGCUUUAAACUGAAAGGAGCCCUGACGGAGCACAUGAGGAUACACACUGGGGAGAAACCGUUUUGCUGUCAUGAUUGUGGCAAGUGCUUCAGUCGUACAAAUGCCCUUACGAAUCACAUGCUGCACAUUCACAAGAAAAAAAGAACGUACAAGUGACCUGCGGAGAAAGUCUGUCUGAAAAGUAGCCUUCUAUUUAUAUGGCACACUUAAGUAAUGCCCUUUUAAUUUAAUAAAGUAUGGGUCAAUAUUUGAAGGAAUAAAUGUGUUGACCAUUU
Messenger RNA from Oncorhynchus gorbuscha (pink salmon), 1226 nucleotides. RefSeq names its product zinc finger protein 454-like. Lineage: Eukaryota; Metazoa; Chordata; Actinopteri; Salmoniformes; Salmonidae. The coding region runs from base 103 to 1107 and encodes 334 amino acids. The record is from RefSeq and is a predicted model, not a curated record. The transcript is spliced from 2 exons. Gene Ontology annotation, biological process: regulation of transcription by RNA polymerase II. Gene Ontology annotation, molecular function: RNA polymerase II cis-regulatory region sequence-specific DNA binding; DNA-binding transcription factor activity.